This is a messenger RNA of Egretta garzetta (little egret), 2680 nucleotides long. It is a transcript of the gene RALGPS2, whose product is annotated as Ral GEF with PH domain and SH3 binding motif 2. Gene Ontology annotation, biological process: Ras protein signal transduction; positive regulation of GTPase activity. The record is from RefSeq and is a predicted model, not a curated record. Gene Ontology annotation, molecular function: guanyl-nucleotide exchange factor activity. The coding region runs from base 75 to 1829 and encodes 584 amino acids. The transcript is spliced from 19 exons. NCBI's taxonomy places the organism in Eukaryota, Metazoa, Chordata, Aves, Pelecaniformes, Ardeidae. Gene Ontology annotation, cellular component: plasma membrane.
UAUGGUUAUUCAGUUGCCUUGGAGAUGAUCCUGCUGCUGUAGAUGUAGGGCAGAAGAUUAAUGGUGCGGGCAGUAUGGACCUAAUGAACGGGCAGUCAAGCAGUGUUAAUAUUGCAGCUACUGCUUCAGAGAAGAGUAGCAGCUCUGAAUCCUUGAGUGACAAAGGUUCAGCUGAACUGAAGAAGAGCUUUGAUGCGGUGGUAUUUGAUGUUUUAAAGGUUACACCAGAAGAAUAUGCAGGUCAGAUAACACUAAUGGAUGUUCCUGUAUUUAAAGCAAUUCAGCCAGAGGAGCUGGCAAGCUGUGGCUGGAAUAAAAAAGAGAAAUACAGUUCUGCACCAAAUGCUGUUGCUUUCACCAGAAGAUUCAAUCACGUAAGCUUCUGGGUUGUUAGAGAGAUUCUACAUGCACAGACCUUAAAAAUAAGAGCUGAGGUUUUGAGCCACUAUAUUAAAACUGCGAAGAAACUGUAUGAGCUGAAUAACCUGCAUGCUCUUAUGGCAGUUGUGUCAGGCCUACAGAGUGCUCCAAUCUUCAGGCUGACUAAAACGUGGGCGUUAUUGAGUCGGAAGGAUAAAGCUACCUUUGAAAAGCUGGAGUAUGUUAUGAGUAAAGAAGAUAAUUACAAAAGGCUUAGAGACUAUAUCAGCAGCUUGAAGAUGACUCCUUGUAUUCCCUAUUUAGGUAUUUAUCUGUCAGACUUGACGUAUAUUGACUCUGCCUACCCAUCAACAGGGAGCAUUCUGGAAAGCGAGCAGAGAACAAAUUUAAUGAACAACAUUCUUCGAAUUAUAUCAGAUUUACAGCAGUCGUGUGAAUAUGAUAUUCCUCUGUUGCCUCAUGUCCAAAAAUAUCUAAACUCAGUCCAGUACAUAGAAGAACUACAAAAGUUUGUAGAAGAUGACAAUUACAAACUUUCAUUAAAGAUAGAACCAGGGACCAGCACCCCCCACUCUGCUGCUUCCAGAGAAGAUUUAGUAGGUUCUGAAGUCGGAGCGUCUCCACAAAGUGGACGGAAGAAUGCUGCAGCUGAAGGAGCCUUGCUACCACCAACACCCCCUUCGCCUAGGAACCUGAUACCGCAUGGACAUAGGAAAUGUCACAGUCUGGGAUACAAUUUCAUACACAAAAUGAAUACGGCUGAAUUUAAAAGCGCAACAUUCCCCAAUGCAGGACCAAGGCACCUACUGGAUGACAGCGUCAUGGAGCCUCAUGUCCCAUCCCGAGGGCAGGCAGAAAGCUCUACCCUUUCUAGUGGAAUUUCAAUAGGUAGCAGCGAUGGUUCUGAACUCAGUGAAGAGACUUCCUGGCCAGCAUUUGAAAGGAACAGGUUGUACCAUUCUCUCGGUCCGGGGACAAGAGUGUCACGAAAUGGCUAUCGAGGCCACAUGAAGGCCAGCAGCUCCCUAGAAUCUGAAGAUUUGGCUGUUCAUUUGUAUCCAGGAGCAGUUACUAUUCAAGGUGUUCUCAGGCGGAAGACUUUGUUGAAAGAAGGCAAAAAACCUACAGUAGCAUCUUGGACAAAAUACUGGGUAGCACUGUGUGGAACCCAACUCUUUUACUACGCUGCAAAAUCUCUGAAGGCUACAGAGAGAAAACAUUUCAAAUCCACACCAAGUAAAAAUGUGUCAGUGGUUGGCUGGAUGGUGAUGAUGGCAGAUGACCCUGAGCAUCCAGAUCUCUUCUUAUUGACUGAUUCUGAGAAGGGAAAUUCAUAUAAAUUUCAAGCUGGGAACAGAAUGAAUGCAAUGCUCUGGUUUAAACACCUGAGUGCUGCCUGCCAAAGCAACAGACAACAGGUUCCUGCCAACUUGAUGACCUUUGAAUAACAGGCUAAUUCAAAACAAAAAAAAAGAACAAUUUGAACCAUCUCAUAAUUGAAUACAAGGUCCUGAUGAAAAAUAUGCCAGCUGUAUUCUGUGCCAGAACGGAGCCUGUCAACUCAAUCUCUGAACUCUGGAGCCCUGAACAAAACCACUAAUGGUUGGGGGGUAGAGUCCCCCAAAUUAAAAAUGGAGUUGCAACAUGAAUUGCCAUGGACCAUGCUUCAUUAUAUUCUCUAAACUGACCUGUGGAAACCACUGCCUUAAAGAGUGAAAGGAGAAACAACAUGAAACACCAAAUAGUGUGUGUGAAACUUCUGGCGGUGCUGUGCUUGAGUUAAAUAGAUGGUAGCUAGUUUGAGUUUCUUUUAACUUUAUACUAAUUUUGGAAAUAACUCACCUUUUUAGGCAUUCUUAAGAAAACAAGUAAACUGAUAUUUAAGAGUUGUAUCAAAAGCUAUGUGUGAACUGGGUAAAAGAGGUACUACACAUUCUAGAGAUGUUGUUUAGACUAUGCUAGGAGUCCUCAAUGGGAGCUUGUCCCAGGCACCCUAAGCCUGGAGCAAUGUUAUUUCUCUCAGACCUACAAGUAUAAGAAAUGUAACAACUGCAAGUUUAAAAUGCUUGCAAACCCUAGUACUGUAUGGGAGCCAUAUUCCCAACGAGUGGCACAAAGGCUGAGCACUUACACACCAAAAAUGGUUUUGGUACAUCGUUACCUAAUUCCUGGUUAAAAACGAAGUUCACGUGGUUUGGGUGGUCGGUGGGUGUAUGUGGAAGAGACAAAACUGAAAGCACUGUUGGGUCAGAACUGAGUGUUUUCUUCUCAUUUGUUUCUACCCUGUCACUCUCCUACA